GGGAACAGGUCCGGCCGAAGUAAUCUCUGACCAGUUGUCGCAAGCAAUCCCUUUCAACACUGCAACACUCUCGUUGUACUCAACGAUACAACUCUAUCGUAUUCCACUUUCCUUGAGUCGCGACACGCGUUGCACAGAGACGCACCAUGGCCGACGUCAAAGACCCGUCUAAGCUCACUUACGAGGAUUUGGAAGACCUGCUGAAGGAUGAUCCUGCUGUCAAAGUCGGCGGCGCGGACAUCGACGGACAGAUACGAGGGAAGCUGAUGUCCAAGAAGAAGUUCAUGUCCAUUGCUUCCUCGGGAUUUGGCUUUUGCUCAGUCAUCUUUGGCUGGGACAUGCAUGACCAGACAUAUUUCCGGGAGCUGGCAAUUAGCAACGCCGCGAAUGGAUACAGGGAUAUUACUGCAGAGGUUGAUCUGAGCAGUUUCCGCAGGAUACCUUGGGAGAACAAUGUGCCCUUCUUCCUGGUUAGCUUCAGAGAGCCAGAGGGCGGCAAGCUGAGCGCUUGUCCCCGAAGCCUGCUGGAGACGGCCGUAGAGAAGAUUGAGGCCAAAGGUGUUGGUGCUUUGGCGGGAGCCGAAUAUGAGUUCUUCACCUUCCGAGCACCUUCGCUACCGCAGAAUUCCGACGAACGCAACUCGAGCGCGACGGCGACAUUCUUGAAACAGAAUCCGGUCAACUCAUUGCCGAGCUUAGAGGAGGGCAUGUUUGGGUAUUCUCUCACGAGACCGACGCAUAACCAGGACUGGUAUUACGAUAUCUUUAAGACGUGCAGCAACUUUAGGUGCGACAUCGAAGGUUGGCACACCGAGAGCGGGCCUGGUGUCUACGAAGCUGCACUGGAAUAUGGAGAAAUCAGAGAAAUGGCGGACAAGGCUGCUUUGUUCAAGCUGACGGUUAAGAACACCAGCUCGAAAUAUGGGAUCACGCCAUGCUUCAUGGCAAAACCACGAGAAGGGCUUCCUGGUAACAGCGGACAUAUGCAUGUUUCGCUCAAAGACAACAAGACGGGCAAGAACCUCUUCUAUCGCGAGGAGAAGGACGAGAACGCACCUUACGAGGACAUUGCGCACGUUUCGGACAUUGGCCGACAAUUCCUUGCAGGUGUGCUGGACGGCCUACCGGACAUCAUGCCUCUCGUUGCCCCUACGGUCAACAGCUACAAACGUCUUGUUGAGAACUUCUGGGCGCCAGUCACCGUUUCGUGGGGACUGGAACACCGUGCUGCUUCUAUUCGCCUGAUCGCCCCGCCAACGUGUCCACCAAAGGGCACGAGACUCGAGAUACGCGUGCCAGGCGCUGACACAAAUGCGUACCUGGUCCUGGCGGCCAUUCUGGCGCUCGGCUGGCGAGGUGUUGAGAAGAAGAUGGAGAUUCCCGUGCCUCCGCUUGGGAAAGGCCAAGAUGUCGGCGGCGAGGCUGACAAGGGUCAAAGACUGGCGAAGAGCCUGAAAGAUGCGACAGCGACAUUCGCUCGUAAGGGGAGUGUCGCACGUGAGGUCUUUGGCGACGAAUUCGUCGACCAUUAUGCUGGCACUCGAGAGCAUGAGAUCCGGCUGUGGGAUGAGGCAGUGACUGAUUGGGAAGUGAGAAGGUACAUUGAGACAGUAUGAUCGAGACAGCGAGGCUCGUCUCAGUUCAUGUGCGUUACGGCAGCUUUGUACAUAGUGGUGGCGGAGAGUGCAUGCCAAAAAUGCGAUUACGAACAUGGUCAAAAUAGCUACACAACAGCCGCGGCCUGGAAAGCCCUGUGAGAUGACGAUCAUGUGAC
Molecule: messenger RNA, 1774 nt
Organism: Cercospora beticola
Lineage: Eukaryota; Fungi; Ascomycota; Dothideomycetes; Mycosphaerellales; Mycosphaerellaceae
Product: glutamine synthetase family protein
Molecular function (GO): glutamine synthetase activity
Source: RefSeq, a predicted model, not a curated record